Molecule: messenger RNA, 1578 nt
Organism: Lathyrus sativus (Indian pea)
Lineage: Eukaryota; Viridiplantae; Streptophyta; Magnoliopsida; Fabales; Fabaceae
Source: the annotation of a GenBank genome assembly
AUGUUGAUAACUUCUUCCUUUGCUGUGAUGCAUCUGUUAGUUGCAGCUGUAUUGAUAUCAAUAGUUUCUUUUGCUAAUGCAUUAACAAGAAAUGACUUCCCUCCUAACUUCUUGUUUGGUGCUGCAACUUCAUCUUCCUUUGCUGUGAUGCAUCUGUUAGUUGCAGCUGUAUUGAUAUCAAUAGUUUCUUUUGCUAAUGCAUUAACAAGAAAUGACUUCCCUCCUAACUUCUUGUUUGGUGCUGCAACUUCAGCUUAUCAGGUUGAAGGUGCAGCAAAUGAAGAUGGCAGGAAGGCAAGCAUAUGGGAUACCUUUGCACAUGCUGGCAAUGCAGGGUUAUUCGAGGGAAAUGGUGACAUUGCAUGCGAUCAAUAUCACAAAUACAAGGAUGAUGUCAAACUCAUAGCGAAAAUGGGCUUAGAUGCCUAUAGAUUUUCCAUAUCAUGGUCAAGACUAAUUCCAGACGGGAAAGGGCCUAUAAAUCCGAAGGGACUGCAGUAUUACAAUAACCUUAUCAACGAAUUAACAAGCCAAGGAAUCCAACCACAUGUUACAUUGCAUCAUUUGGAUCUACCACAAGCACUUGAAGAUGAAUAUGAAGGAUGGGUUAGUCGAAGAAUUGUAAAAGACUUCACAGCAUAUGCAGAUGUAUGCUUCAAAGAGUUUGGAGAUAGAGUUAAAUAUUGGACCACCGUGAAUGAGGGGAAUGUGGGUGCACAAGGGGGCUAUGGUUUUGGAUUUUUACCGCCUCAAAGGUGUACUCUUCCCUCUAUAUAUAAUUGCUCCAAAGGCAAUUCUUCAACUGAGCCAUAUUUGGCAGCGCAUCAUAUGUUGUUAGCACACGCAUCAGCUGCGAGAUUGUAUAGGAAAAAGUAUCAGGUCAAGCAACAAGGUUUUAUUGGGAUUAAUCUCCUUGUUUUAGGUGUGAUUCCGCUAACAAAUACUAGUGAAGACAUUAUUGCCACUCAGAGAGCUCAAGACUUCAGUAUUGGGUGGUUUCUGAGUCCCUUAAUAUUUGGAGAAUAUCCUAACACCAUGAAAAAGAAUGUUGGCUCAAGGCUUCCUUUCUUCACAAGUAGGGAAUCAAAUUUGGUUAAGGGCUCAAUAGACUUUCUUGGAGUCAACUUUUACAGCUCAUUUUAUAUUAAGAACAACCCUGGCAGCCUGAAGAAAAAGAAUAGAGAUUACAUAGCAGAUUUGGCCGUGGAAGUUAAGCCCUACUCUGGAAAUGGUACAUUUGCAGAUGAGCUUCCAGUUACACCCUGGAUUUUGCAAGGGAUGCUUCAUUCGUUGAAGAACGAUUUCGGAAAUUUUCCCAUUUACAUUCACGAAAAUGGUCAACUAACAUUAAGGAAUUCAUCGUUAGAUGACUGGCCAAGAGUUAAGUAUAUACAUGAAUACAUAGGGGGCAUGCUUGAUAUGUUGAGGAAUGGCCUGAAUAUUAGAGGUUAUUUCGUAUGGGCCUUUUUAGAUGUAUUUAAAUUACUAAAUGGAUUUGGACGAAGUUUUGGUCUAUAUUAUGUGGAUUUUGAAGAGCCAACCUUGAGGAGACAACCUAAACUUUCUGCUGUGUGGUAG